AUGGUCUCAACUACUGGGUCAGAAAUAACAAAAACAUUGAAGCAUGAACUAGAAAAAGUUGGUUUAAGUUUUGAUAACUUAAGAGGACAGGGUUACGAAGGGGGAUCAAACAUGUCUGGCAAUCACUCCCUUAAUCUAUGUUUAUCAAAAGCAUGUGAAGUAUCAGCUAUAAAAAAUAUGAAUGAAGAUCUUGAGCAUGAUACCAAUACAGAAACAUCAACGAAAGCUACGUUGUAUGGAAGUGCCAUAACAAAACUGGAUUUUAUUAUUGCUUUAGAAGUGUCUGAUAAAUAUUUUUCUUAUACUUUUAAUUUGAGCAAACUUUUACAAGGUAAGCAACAAGACGUAUGCAAUGCUUUGGCUAACGUAAUACAAGUAAAAAAUGCCUUACACAGUAUUCGAAAUGAUGCCGAUAACUCUUUCAAAGAAAUAAUGGAAACUGUUUCAAAAAUAGCUUCUAUUGUAAAUAUUGACAUUAAAAUGCCUCGUAUCUGUAAUAGACAGAUGAAACGUGUAAAUGUUAGUUCUAAUAGUCCAGAAGAAUAUUUUAAAGUAUCUAUAUCUAUACCAUUUCUCGAUAGUUUAAUAUCCAAAUUACAUUCAAGAUUUGAUGAAAGGUUAAAACAAGUAUUGUCACUUCAAGGCUUAAUUCCAUGUAACUUGCAUUUAUAUAAUGAUGAUUUCAUUUUAUCAGCUGCAUCUACAUAUGAAAAUGAUCUUCCUCACGCAAUUUCCUUUUUAAGUGCUGAAUUACACAUGUGGAUAAAUCAAUGGAAGGACACAGAAAACGUACCACAAACUGCAAUUGAAGCAAUACAGCACUGCCAAGAUAUUUUUCCGAAUAUUAAAACACUUUUACAGUUGUUCUUUACACUACCAGUUACUUCUGCCACUCCAGAAUGCACGUUUUCUACAAUUGAAAGAAUAAAAAAUUACCUGAGAUCAACAAUAUCUCAAGAAAAGCUAAAUAGCUUGGCUUUAACAAACAUAAAUAAGGAAUAA
This is a messenger RNA of Rhopalosiphum padi (bird cherry-oat aphid), 1002 nucleotides long. RefSeq names its product 52 kDa repressor of the inhibitor of the protein kinase-like. The transcript has 3 exons. Gene Ontology annotation, molecular function: protein dimerization activity. The record is from RefSeq and is a predicted model, not a curated record. NCBI's taxonomy places the organism in Eukaryota, Metazoa, Arthropoda, Insecta, Hemiptera, Aphididae. The coding region runs from base 1 to 1002 and encodes 333 amino acids.